Messenger RNA from Exaiptasia diaphana, 604 nucleotides. RefSeq lists its product as uncharacterized. The record is from RefSeq and is a predicted model, not a curated record. The transcript has 2 exons. Lineage: Eukaryota; Metazoa; Cnidaria; Anthozoa; Actiniaria; Aiptasiidae. The coding region runs from base 383 to 604 and encodes 73 amino acids.
UGGGAGGCUUAUUUGAUUCCAAACCUUCUUAAGGAGCUCAUUCGAUCAUCUGUUCGUUUAUUUAUCUAAAAUUCAGUUUAAAAGAUUCUAGUGGUUUCUUAUAUAAUAUAGCAGCACAUGGACUCUUUGCCUUUGUCCCCAUGUAGUCCUUAUUUCCACAUGAUGUAGUACUUUUGCAAGAGUCAUACAUUAUGGCUGUAAUUAUGCAAAGCUCCGCUUUAAAAACAUUGAAGAUUGCUAGAGACAGUGUCUUGUUCAACUCAUUCAACUGAGUGCAGUAAUUACUGUUAGCAAUCGCUUUUUUAAUCGGGUUCAGUUCCCAGUUAUAACUCUUCCCUAAUUCAUAACUGUAUUUUAAUUUAAAAUUUAAUGCUUUUCCAGUAUGGGACGAGAGUCAAAGUAUAGUUCAAAGCUGAAAAACUCUUUGUUAAGUUCAUUUUUGAUAUAUACACCGAAAACGUCAAAGUGCAAGAAUAUUACUUGGAGAUACGGAUAUCAUCUUCUCGCUAUGUUAGCUCGUGAAAGAUCUUUUCAACACUCGAACAUAAAAUCUGCAUCUCCGCGCGCCCGUGUGAUAUCCUCUACUUUACUGUAUUGCUUUUAA